Messenger RNA from Symbiodinium sp. CCMP2592, 5601 nucleotides. NCBI's taxonomy places the organism in Eukaryota, Dinophyceae, Suessiales, Symbiodiniaceae. The record is from the annotation of a GenBank genome assembly.
AUGAGUCGAAGCUGGCGGCCCGCCAACGGCUCCCAUAAGGCCUCAGCAAGACGUCCGGCUCCCGGCCCUGGGAAGGCUGGAGACGAUGCAGCCUCAGUGCAGCUGCAACUGGCCGAGCUUGAGAAGUUCUGCCCUGAAUUGGCGAUGGUUGUCUCCGAGUUCGAGGAGGAGCUGGCGCACACGGACGGCUUCGCCAACGAUGCAUCCUGGUGGCGACACAUCGAAGCCCGCUUCGGACUUCGCUGCCUCCUCCUGCGUCUCGAGGAGGGCCUGGAGUCUGCGGCGAUGCGCUUCGAGCGUGGUUCAGGUGAAGCCUCGGACGAGUCGUGGCGAAAGGUAGAGAUUAUGGACCGACUCCUCAAGUCUUUCGAGCAGACCACCGAGCCACGGUUGGCGAAAUCGGCACAGACACCUCGCGGAGUCCAAGUGGAGCGUCGCUACGGGCUGAAGGACAGUGAGGCCGAGUUGUUACGACUUCUAGUCAUCCGCGAGUGUGCGCGAAGUCGCGUUGUUUGUCGCUUCCUUGGCGACCAUUGUGGCAACUUGUCAGAUGGGAACUCGCCUUUGUGUAGCCUUUGUCGAAAUUCGCGGCUGGAUGUGCAGGACUUUCUACAGGAGAAGAGGCAGCACAUUAACGAGGGCAUUGUCCGUAUCCAGGAUGGUGGCUAUGGCGAGUCGAAGGAGCCCACGGUCUCGCCUGAGGCGGUGCAUGCGCUGAUGGGCAAGGAGCUCAACACCGAGCAACGCCUGAAGCUGAGCUCUACAGUCAUCGAUGCUGUGCUGAGAGGCGAUUCUACACCGGAGGAGCCACGCCGGAGUCCGGAUGCGGCUCCUCCAGCUCCGAUCCCGGAGCCUGCAGAUCUCAUCCCGGAGAUCCCAAACGGGGCCGGCCAGGAUGGCCAGGAGGUCACUGCAACUGCAUCGGAGACGGCCGGUGAGGACGACACAGAGUUGUUGCAGCAGCCAUACCGCGAGUCGCUGGACUACCUCAAUGACCAGUUCAGCCUCCUCGAGUGCGAAAUCCGUAUCGCCGAACACAGGCGACAAUCUACCAAGGAAGACGUGGGAAUCGAGGAGCCGUUUCUCCUGAGAUCCCGCAAAGUCAACGUCUUUGAGCACGAGGCGAAAAGAAAGCUGGCCCUGGCCCGCAUCAGCCACCGUUUGAAGCUCACCAAAGAAGCAGGACUUGAAGUCCCGCGAUUGGAGGCUCUACAUCAAAAGACCAAGUUGGAUGAUUUCGAGAAGAACGUAGUGGUGAUGCUGGUGGGAAACACCUUGUCGCCCAAGAUCCAAGCCACACUGAAUGUGGGGGAAAGGCGCUUCCUGGCAAACGCGCCUCUUCAGGUGAGGGUCAUCCUGGAAACUUUCUGCCGCGACUUCAAGGAGGAAGUCCAGAAGCGCGUCUAUUUUUACAAGAGCAGCCGGCUGGCCAGCAGUGGCAUCAUCCGCCUUGGUGCUGGGGCCAGAAGUGGUGAUCUCACAUGCCACACUGUCCACAUAGACCGCCGCAUCCUGGACUUUGUUGUCGGUCUAGAUACCGAGAUCAACGAAGUUGUCGAGGGAAGCAACUUGUACAAGCCCAGCGCAACGCUUCAGCAACUGGUGCUGCCCGAAGACAUGAAGAGCAACAUCUUGGCAUUGGUGGACAAUUUCGAGCAGUUCUGCAAGUACAGAAGGUCCUCUGGUCUCGAUGACGUCAUUGCACAUGGGUCCGGGCUGGUUUUGAUGUUCUGCGGGCCGAGUGGCACCGGAAAGACACUGAUGGUGAACGCCCUGGCUGCCCAUUUGGAGAAGCGAGUCUUGUUGGUGAAUUUCAAGACGCUGUACAGCCACCACAGUGAACCUGGUCUGGGCUCGGAUGAGGAUGGCUCCAGCGUCUUGAAGCUCUUCCGCGAAGCGGAGAUGAGCGAUGCAGUCUUGUUCUUCGAUGAGUGCGAGUCGCUCUUUUCGCAGCGUUCCACGGGUGGCAACUCCGAGAUGACGGCUUUGCUGACAGCUAUGGAGAGAUACGAGGGAAUGAUUUUCCUGGCCACGAACCGCCCUUUCGACCUGGAUGAGGCCAUGUAUCGUCGGAUUACCUCGGUCUUCACCUUCAGCAAGCCCGACCACAUCCAGAGACUCGAGAUCUGGAACCUCUAUACGAAGUCAGGUGUCCCUUUGGCUCCCGGAAUCGACUGGGAGAAGAUCGCGAUGAAGUUCGCUCUCACGGGGGGCUACAUCAAAAACGCGAUCGUGAGCGCUCUGCUCUUGGCAAUCUCGCGCGACAAUGUGCAGCCGCAGGUCACGGAAGAAGACAUCACGGGCGGGUGCAUCAUGCAGGUGCGUGGUUCCCUUCAGAUGCAGAGCUUCGCAAAACGGCUGGUUCCCCGUGCAGGGCUCGAUGCUUUGGUCCUGACCGCUACGCUGAAACAGAAACUGCUGGACAUCGUGGCGUUCGAAAAGGCCAGGCCCCUCUUGCUCGAGAACUGGGGCUUCGGAGAUGUCGGUAGCGAAGGUCCGGGCAAAGUUGAUGGAGUUACGAAGCCGGUGGUGACCACGGCCCUGUUCUGGGGCGGCGCGGGCACGGGUAAGACAGCGGCUGCAGAGGCUUUGGGCUUCGAGUUCGGACGGGCGCUGAAGGUCGUGAACUUCCCAGAGUUGGCAAGUUCUGAGCUGCGGCUCUCCAAGUCCAACGGGUCAAGCUCCUUGGAGACCACCUUCGAGGAGGCGAAAGCUGCGGAUGCGGUGCUCGUGAUUGAGGGCAUCCGCCCAGAGAACUUCCUGGACGACGCAGACAGUGGUCUGGACACGACGUUCCAGCAGUUGGCAUUUCACAUCGAGCGCUUCUCUGGCGUCGUGCUGCUGUUGGUGACCUCCGAGGAUGUGUUCCGCUUGCAGCUCCUGCCGCAGGAGUUUGCCCGCUUGAUCAAGUUCAUGGUCUUGUUCGACCAUCCCAGUGCCGCACAGCGCAAGGCGCUGUGGCGCUCGGCGCUGCCACCGCGCGUGCCUUUGGCAGCAGACGUCGACUUCGAGGAGCUUGGUGGCCGCUUCGACCUCAACGCGGAUGCCAUCGCCUCGGCCGCCUUCCGCGCGGCGGCCGCGGCGGUGCUGCGGCAGGGGGAGGAGCGACAGGUGCUGCGCGAGGACCUGGUCACUGCAGCGGAGCUGGAGCAGUCCCUCAUGGACAAGUCAAAGAGCGCUGUAAGCUGUCGGCCUUGUGUCGAGGAAUUCCUUCGCAAACACCGCUACACGGAGGUGAGCAGCUUCCACAAGGUGUACUUAUUGAAGGAAGAGCGCGAGAGGAGAAGAUCCUGGAAAGGCUGUGAGCGGCUCUGCUUGCAAGUUCGAGCUGCAGAGCUGGAUCGCCUCUUCGUUCCCACCCUGACCUUGGACGGCAUGGAGGGCUCUUACCCGGAAAUGUUCAAUCAGCAUCCGAAAAACAUGGGCCUCUGCUUCAGCAUCGCGCCCAGUGGCCGGGAUGUCUUGCUCAUCGAGGCGCAGGACAGGCUGAGCAACGAAGACUUGGAAGGCACUAUGUACUUCAAUGCCAGUGGAGGCAUGCGACCUGGCCACAUUGCCAAGCUAGAGCCUGUGGCGCAGAACGGGAUGGAGGAGUUCCUGCUUGACCUGACAGACUGGCUGAAACGCUUCUCCGAGUACUUCAAGGGAGACAUGGAGCACACGCAGAUCCUGGAAAUGAAGGGCUAUGCUUCAAACUUCUUGGUUCGGUGCUCGACGCAGCAGCCGUCAAAAAUGCCAGUGAAAUCUGCGCAGAGUUCGCUCACGGUGUACUACACGGUAGCUUUCUCGGCAUUGCCAGAAGUCCCCAUGGUGCCGCGUCCAUCUGAUCCUCGGGUUGGCUUCUUCACCAACUCCAUCCUGGUAGGGGGGCCGCGGCAGGCCACGAGCAUCCAACACGUCAUCUCUAGGUGGGACCUAAGAAGACACCACGAGCUCCAGUAUGUGAUCGAUCGGGCUGUACCAAAGCUGUACCAUGAGACGAUCAAGAAGGGUGUGCAUGCCUGGAAUGCUGCGUUUGAGCCGGUGCUUGGCCGACCAGUGCUUCGCUGUGUGGGCCCAGAUGACACUGACUACCCGGAGGAGUACCAUCCUGGCGAUGGCCGCCACAUCGCGAUCUUCAUGACCAACCCGUCGACCAAGGGUUUGCUGGGUUACGGUCCAAGUGCCUUUGAUUAUCGGAGUGGCGAGAUCUUGAUGGCCAGUGUCAUGCUGGGCUUGAAGCCGCAUGUGAAAGUGCCCUCCGACUUGUCAGAAACACUGCUAAAGUCACCGGACAGCAACUCCUGCCAGCAGCCACUGCUAGAUGCAGACGACCCGGAUGUCAUGAAGUACUUGUUGGAGACGGUGGUGCAUGAGGUGGGGCACACCCUCGGACUGCGACAUAACUUUAUCGCAGCAGAGGACGGGCAUUCCUCCGUCAUGGACUACCCGGAUGACCUUGAUACUUCCGAUCCUGCUAAGCCUGUUUUCGGUGGACACUUCCUUGGCGGGCCGGGCAGAUACGACCAGUAUGCCAUCAGCUACGGCUACACGCCGCUGGAGGAAGUUCGCGGGCAGCGCCAUGCCAAGCUCGAGCUGUUGGCGAAUGGCCAGUCUGUUGAGGAGGAAGAGGUCUCCGCCGAGCCUAAGAAUCCGCUAUUUGCCUCGGACGAUGAUGUAGGCGGCUUGGAUCCGCGAGUGCAGCAGCGGAUGGCUUCCAUCGAGCGAAUGGGUGUGGACAAAAUCCUAUGGGCGCUGCAGCGUCGGAAGAUGCUGCUCGAACACGUGCAAAGUUCUCACGUUGAUUGCAACCUGUAUAGCCAGCGGGUGCUGAACACCCUGGAGAUCUGCACCCGUGCUGUUCUGGCAGCGGGUGCCUACAUCGGUGGCGCUCUAGUGGAUGCCCGGCGCAGUGGCGUGCAACGCGUCGAAGCAGAGGCGGCACUGAGAUAUGUCGCUGUCGCCCUGCACAUGUUGGUCGGCCCCGUCUUCCGGUUCGAGGGCCGCGAAAGCGACCGCCUCCUCGUCAGGCGAGAUGGGGAGUAUGGUGUCGCACGCACCAGCGUUCUGGAGCUCCAGGGCCAAGCAUGCCAGAGCAUCCUGGGCCGACUUCUGGACCCAGCUGUACUCGCCCGGCACGAGGGCCAGCGCGAGACAGCCGUGGAGCCCAGGCCCCACAGCACACUGGAGCUGCUUUCUGCCCUGGCUUUUGGCAUGCCCAGUGACUUUGAUCUCGGACCUGCGAAGGAGUUAGACAAGGUGCCCGAUGGUCUCUUGUGGCCCCUGAGCAAUGACUUCCGCUUGGAGGAGGGCCACGUGGCCAGCCUGGCCGCUGCCACGGAGGAUCCACUAGCUUGCCAGGCCCGCUUGGCCUUUGCCAAGCUGGUGAAUCACCUGGCUCGCGAUCCGGGUGUCCAUGCCCUGGUGAGGUCUCAUGCCAUGGCCUUCGUCCUCAUCGUCCAGGAGUGCCUGAAGGGCCUCAAGGAUAGGUCCGACCUGGGAAGCCUGGUGCAGGCUCACUGGGGCCUUGUUCUCGAGGCCUUGAAGGAGAAGCGACGGCCUGAUGACGACGGCUCGGACGAGGAUGCCUUGAAGAUUGUUCUCGGGCAGGGAAAACGGUGA